Molecule: messenger RNA, 1784 nt
Organism: Linum trigynum
Lineage: Eukaryota; Viridiplantae; Streptophyta; Magnoliopsida; Malpighiales; Linaceae
Source: the annotation of a GenBank genome assembly
CAAAUUUAACCAUUUACGCUAAAUAUUUUAACACCGUUUACAGCUCCAUUAGUUAAGUGAAAAUAAACUCACGUGGAUGCCACCUGUACAAUACAUCAUCUCCAACUCAGCCAUAUCAUGACACAUGUCUGCCACUUGUGUUUUGUAAAUAAACUCCAAAAAUUUAAUUUUUAAGAAAUAAAUUAUUUUGACUAGUUUUCUAUUUCUUUAAUCUUUCUCUUCUCCUUUUCCGAUGCAAGCCAUGAUAGAUCAGGGAAGGGAUGGGGAAUAGGGAUGGCAAUGGGUCGGGUUGGGGCGGGUUUUGUCAAACCCAAACUCAAACCCAUGGGUUUAUCUGCCAAAAAAACCCGGGGUAAAACCCGUUGGGUUUGAAAAACUCAAACCCAACCCAACCUGCUGGGUAUCCGCGGGUUCAUGGGUACUCGUGGGUUUUUGUAGUAAAAAAUUUACAAUAACAAGUUUCUUUCAAAAUAAAAUUUUAACAUCAAUAUUCUCAUACAAAUUAAUCAUACAAAAAAACACCAAUCUAGAGCAUACAAGCAAACUGCAAAUGAUCAAUACAAAUUGUUCAAAAUUAAAGAUAAACAUAUAUAAACAAAAGAUUAAUUGAAAGCUUCUUCCUCGUCAACUAAGUUUCUUCACUCUCCACUUCAUAAUAUCAACUUCAUUCUAAACAAUUAGAAAGAACAAAUUAUACAUGUCUCCACAAACAUUAAGAAUAUUAAUUUUUUAAGAAAGAUAUAUUAUUUAGAAUAUUAAAUAUACCGAGAAAAUAAUUAUAUUUGUGUGGGCGGGUACCAAUGGGUCGGGUUUACCUAAACCCAAACCCAACCCGACCCGGUGAAUAGUGUAGCGGGUUUAAACCCGAACCCGGCCCAAACCCCGUCAACACGGAUUUUACCCGCGUUGACCGGGUUGGGUCGGGUGGGUACCCGUGGGUUCGGGUUUUGUUGCCAUCCCUAAUGGGGAAGCUGGUUCCCGACGGCAGUAGCGGUGACCCAUUAGAGUAUGAUGUCCAACGGGGUGACAUCGGCGGUAGCGGUAGUAGCGACAUUCGUCUUGGAGGAGAGAGUGGCAUCUAAGAUCUGAUCCCGAUUUCGAAAGCUGGAAAUCCCUAGAACAACCACCCCACCAAUUGGAGACCAGGUUCAUCGAUUCCGGAACAAAACUCACCGGGAGAUGCGAGGAGGCUAGUUGCAGAGAGGGAGAUGUAUCAGUGGAGAGAGGGAGAGCGCUCUGAGAAUCGCCGACCCGCUCCUCCUCCUUCGGAUUUUCUCCGCCACGAACUCGUUAUACCUCUGUCCCUGCCUUCCCCGAGCUGUCACACGGUCGCCGAAAUCCCAUUUUCCAGCACCACUAUGUACACAAUUCCCAACAUCUCGAUCUCCCUCGAUCUGCCUCCUUACCACGGAGAUGACGAAGAGGAUGGUGAUGAAGGUCAGAGGAAGGACGGGUGAUGGCGAGUCGGAUCUGUAUCCAGACGGGGGAAAUUUUUGAAUUGGGGAAGUUUUGUUCGAUUGAGUUUGUAUAUUGGGGAUUUUCGAAGAAGAGUAGAUUUUGAGGCUAGCCUUAGAGAAUAUGAGAAAGAGAUUUUGAGGCUAGCCGCAGCUCUCUAUUCACUCGCUAGAAGUCAUGAAUCGCUGACGGGAAGGGAUGGAGCGAUGGGGAAGGUCAAGCGGCGAUUAUAGAUAUUAGAUAUGAGUUUAUUUAUCCUUUAUUUAUUAUUUUUAAUUUUUUGGUUUCUUUUUCCCCGGUUAGUAUUACAAUAAAAAUAAGUAAUUUUC